Messenger RNA from Helobdella robusta, 516 nucleotides. RefSeq lists its product as hypothetical. NCBI's taxonomy places the organism in Eukaryota, Metazoa, Annelida, Clitellata, Rhynchobdellida, Glossiphoniidae. The coding region runs from base 1 to 516 and encodes 171 amino acids. Gene Ontology annotation, biological process: cell surface receptor signaling pathway; cytoskeleton organization. The record is from RefSeq and is a predicted model, not a curated record. Gene Ontology annotation, molecular function: protein binding. The transcript has 4 exons. Gene Ontology annotation, cellular component: cytoplasm.
AUGGACGACGAAUCAACUAAAAACACUUUCAGCACAACUCAACCAGACAGGAUCAAGCAGUUGUACCCGAUGGUCGACGAGUGCGAAACUCCUCUGCCCAGACAAUGGAGCUCCAAAAAGAACGAAAAGUGUCCAUCUCUGGGUCUGUCAAAUAAUGAUUUGAGAGUCUUUUACAAGGGCACAGGAAAAGACGUAAAAGAUGCAGCAAGUAUUCGCACAACUCAUUCUAUCCCUGUAACUUGUGGCAUCUACUAUUUUGAGGUCAAGGUCAUUACCAAGGGAAGAGAAGGAUACAUGGGCGUUGGUGUGACUGCUGUUCAAAAAAUGGAAAACAGGCUUCCUGGUUGGGAUAAAAAUUCGUUUGGAUACCAUGGUGAUGAUGGUAAUUCGUUUUGUUCAUCUGGUCAGGGUCAGCCUUAUGGUCCUACGUUCAGUACCGGUGAUGUCAUUGGUUGUUGUGUCAACUUCAUCGACAACACUUGUUUCUAUACACUUAAUGGAGACAAUUUAGGUUAA